Aspergillus luchuensis is the source of this 987-nucleotide messenger RNA. RefSeq names its product rRNA-binding ribosome biosynthesis protein RPF2 (gene RPF2). Gene Ontology annotation, molecular function: rRNA binding. The transcript has 2 exons. The coding region runs from base 1 to 987 and encodes 328 amino acids. Gene Ontology annotation, cellular component: nucleolus. The record is from RefSeq and is a predicted model, not a curated record. Gene Ontology annotation, biological process: maturation of LSU-rRNA from tricistronic rRNA transcript (SSU-rRNA, 5.8S rRNA, LSU-rRNA); ribosomal large subunit assembly. NCBI's taxonomy places the organism in Eukaryota, Fungi, Ascomycota, Eurotiomycetes, Eurotiales, Aspergillaceae.
AUGCUCCGAGAAGUAAAACCUAAGAACGCGCGCACCGCGCGCAUCCUCAAAGCCAAAGAGCCGCAACUUAUCGAGCCCCCGAAACGGACUCUUCUCCUUCACGGAUCGAAAUGCCCUCAACCGCUGCACACGGUGCUGAAGACCUUCCACUCACUGACUCGGCCCAAUUCGGUUCUAUUCCACAAGAAGAAUGCCAACAUCCACCCGUUCGAGAGCGUUGAGAGCCUGGAGUUUUUGGCCGACAAGAACGAGUGCGGCAUGGUCGUGUUCGGAAGCAGCAACAAGAAGCGCCCUAACUGCGUGACGCUGGCUCGGGUGUUCAACUCCAAGAUCCUGGAUAUGUGUGAGCUGUUGUUGUUGCCGAAUCAGGACCAGACGGCUGGGUUGGAGAGUCUGCAGAUUGGUAUUGGCAUGCGGCCGAUGCUGUUGUUCUCGGGCAGUGCUUGGGAUGAUGAGACGUCGACGGCGCAUGUUAUGCUGAAGAGCAUGUUUGUGGAUAUGUUCAAGGGAGAGACGAGUGAUAAGAUUGAUGUUGAGGGUCUGCAGUAUGUGUUGAUGAUUGGCGCGGAGGAGGCCACGGACGGGCUGGCGCCUGUUGUGCACCUUCGCUGGUACAAGUUGCGGACGAAGCGCAGUGGGCAUAAGUUGCCUCGUGUGGAGUUGGAUGAGAUUGGUCCUAAGUUUGACUUCAAGGUUGGACGUCUGCAAGAGGCGCCGAGGGAGGUCAUGAAGGAGGCCAUGAAGCAGGGUAAGCGGCCGAAUGAGGAGAUCAAGCUCAAGAAGAACAUUGGGUUGGAUUCGAUCGGUGAUAAGAUCGGUCGCGUGCAUCUGGGUAAGCAGGAUCUUAGCGGUCUGCAGACUCGUAAGAUGAAGGGUUUGAAGCGUCGUGCUGGUGUCGAGUCGGAUGAUGAGGAGGGUGAUGCCGAUAUGAUGGAUGUGGAUGAGAUUUCGGAGGAUGAGGGACGCAAGCGGACGAAGACGGCCUGA